AUGUCGGGAGCAAUCGGACUGAGCCAUCAAGGCUGCCAACUCGAGAGCAUCAUGCGCAGCGUGGACGGCGUAGAGCGCAAGACGCGCAUCUUCUGUACACUUGGCCCCUCCUGCUCGUCCGAAAAGGGACUCACAGAGCUGCUUGACGCGGGCAUGAACGUCGCUCGCUUCAACUUUUCGCACGGAGACCAAAGGAGCCACACGGAGACGCUCAACCGACUGCGCGCAGCGUUGGCUACGCGCCCGCACAAGAACGUUGCCACCAUGUUGGACACCAAAGGUCCUGAGAUCCGCACGGGGUUUCUGGCCAACAAGGACAAAGUCACUAUCCAGAAGGAUGCCACCGUGGAGCUCACGACCGACUACGAGUUCCUUGGCAACGAAAGCAAGAUCGCCUGUUCGUAUCCCGAGCUGCCCCAGUCGGUCGAGCUCGGCAGCUCCAUUCUCGUCGCCGAUGGCGCGCUGGUGCUGACAGUCACUGCCAUCAAGGAGACGAGCGUCGUGACUCGGGCGACGAAUACAGCGACGCUAGGCGAGCGGAAGAACAUGAACCUGCCUGGAUGCAAGGUGCUGCUCCCGACGCUGACGGCGAAGGACGAAGACGAUCUCGUCAACUUUGGUCUGGUACACGACGUGGACUACAUUGCUGCGUCAUUUGUCCGCACGGGCCAAGACAUUGACAACAUUCGCAAGGUCCUUGGCCGUCGCGGCCGUAGUGUCAAGAUCAUCGCGAAAAUCGAGAGCCAGGAAGGACUCGAGAACUUUGACGAGAUCUUGACCAAAGCUGACGGCAUCAUGGUCGCUCGUGGGGAUUUGGGCAUGGAGAUUCCGCCGGAAAAGGUCUUUCUCGCACAGAAGAUGAUGAUCCGUAGAGCUAAUAUCGCUGGCAAACCUGUCGUGACAGCUACGCAGAUGCUCGAGUCUAUGAUCAAAGCCCCGCGACCGACGCGUGCCGAGUGCACAGACGUGGCCAAUGCUGUGCUGGAUGGCACGGAUGCUGUGAUGCUGUCAGGCGAGACCGCGAGCGGCGACUACCCUAGCGAAGCUGUGGCGAUAAUGGCCAAGAUCUGUGUGCAAGCAGAAGGUGCGAUCCACUACAACGAGCUCUACCAGGCUCUACACAAUGCGGUGCUGGGUACAUUUGGCCAGAUGAGCACGCAGGAGGCCAUCACGUCGUCCGCAGUGAAGACUGCGAUCGACAUUAAGGCCAAGAUGAUCGUGGUGUUGACUGAGUCGGGCGACACUGCACGUUUGGUCGCUAAAUUUCGACCGUCAAUGCCCGUUCUAGUGCUUACUGCUCGGGGUGGGACUGCCCGUCAAGCUGAGGGCUUUAACAAGGGCGUCACCGCGCGUUGCAUGGGCUCUAUGAUCGGCACCGACUCGAUCUUGUACCGCGCGACGGAUCUGGGCAAGCAGUUUGGCUGGGUGGAGCCGGGGGAUAACGUGGUGGCUCUUCACGGUAUGGUCGAGGCCUUUUGA
Molecule: messenger RNA, 1479 nt
Organism: Peronospora matthiolae
Lineage: Eukaryota; Oomycota; Peronosporomycetes; Peronosporales; Peronosporaceae
Source: the annotation of a GenBank genome assembly